Tripterygium wilfordii is the source of this 831-nucleotide messenger RNA. Its product is annotated as stemmadenine O-acetyltransferase-like. The coding region runs from base 1 to 831 and encodes 276 amino acids. The transcript has a single exon. The record is from RefSeq and is a predicted model, not a curated record. NCBI's taxonomy places the organism in Eukaryota, Viridiplantae, Streptophyta, Magnoliopsida, Celastrales, Celastraceae.
AUGGCAAACAAGUCUAGUGAUCAUCCACAAGUUGUAAUUACUCCCAACUUCGAUGCCUCCUUCAGCUUUCCACCUGUUGAUGAAUUCCCAAAGGAAGCAUUGUUAGUCCCCAUUUUAGGCCAAUUUUUCAAACAAGGCAAGUGUGCUCUUAGGAGGUUUGUGUUUGAUGCAUCUGCAAUAGCUCGACUCAAGGCCAUGGCAACCAGCUCCGGUGUGAAAAACCUGUCGCGAGUAGAGGUUGUGAGUGCCCUCCUUUGCAAAAGCACCAUGAAGGUAAAAGCUGGCAUUCGGAGGUCAAUCUUGACAAUACAUCCGGUGAACAUGCGUCGAAGGGCUGUCCCUGCAAUCUUAGAGUCAGUAGUUGGAAAUUUUGUUUGGCUUGCAGCUGCUGCGGUGUCAGCAGACGAGGACUUGGAGUGGAGUAGUUUACUGGGAAAGAUGAGGGAAGCAAUAUUGAAAAUAGACAGUGAUCUUGUGAAGAGUCUACAAGAGGGUGAAAACUUGUUUAAGCUUGUAAAUGAGAUAGGUGGAGCAGCUGCUGCUGGAUUUGAAACUGUUAUAUUUGCCUGUUGGUGUAAUUUUGGUCUCUACAAAGUUGAUUUUGGAUGGGAAAAUCCUUGGUGGGUAACUAAUCUUCCAGGUUAUGAGUUAUUCAAUUCAGGAUACACGACUAUGCACUCUCUUAUGGAUACAAGAGACAAUGGAGUAGAAGCAUGGGCGUAUAUGGAUGAAGAAGAAAUGUCUAUUCUAGAAAAUGAGAAGGAGCUCCUUGAUUUUGCUUCUGUGGAUCCAAGUCCUUUGAGUCUAGCAAAUUGUGAUCCUCAUCCCUGA